CGGAAGAUGACAUAAAUAGCACGGAAUAUAACGCCAAAAAGGUGACCAGUUUUACAAACUGAAACAGUGAAAGGCUCCUUCUUUCUUGCUUUAGCAAAAUAAGUGUUCAGGAAGACCUACUCAGGCUACUGAACAGCACUGCUGUCGUUCAUUGAGAUACAUGGUGAGUGUCGGUACGGUCCUGACUCCUGUGCUGUAGUUUGAAUCGGAAAUCUGGAAUGCGGACACGUGCGACGGUACGAAGUAACUGUUACUUGUACUAGACUAGUACAAAUGUCAUGUAGACUUGCCUGCUGAACAUACCACUUUGCAAACCCAAAACAGUUGAUGUUUAUUGAGCGUCAUCACGCUAUAACACAUUCGCAGUCCUUUCGAAUGUAAUGGACUACCGUAGGUUGCUUUAGGCUGUCGGAAACUGGCGUGGAUGCUUGGAACUUCCUGGGAAGGAUUGCAAAGCUGAGUUCGCUGAGCUGAGGAGAAAACUCUAGCACACCCGACUGCAUUGCUUGUACGCCAAGUUUAGCAGUAUAUGCCAGUUUUGUCCUUCAUUGCAUACGCAUCGACGUGAGUUGGCAGCUGUUAUGGAAGAAAUCAGACGCGAGGACAACAGGCGAGAAGAGAUCAAGCGUGCUCCCAACGCCGCCCUGUCAUCCCAGACCACCGGAGACUAUGAUUACUUGAUAAAGCUGCUGGCACUGGGCGACAGCGGAGUUGGGAAAACAUCGCUACUAUCACGAUUUGUAAAUGGUGCGUUUGAUGCCAACAUCGGAACAACUAUUGGCCUCGAUUUCUUCGAGCGACGAGUCACCCGGCGGGGCAGUCGCAUCAACUUGCAACUCUGGGACACGUCAGGACAGGAAAGAUUUCGCUCUGUAACCAGCUCCAUCUAUCGCAAUGCAUAUGGCUACAUGAUGGUCUUCGACGUGACGAAUGAGAAAACGUUCAUGAAUAUCCGCGACUGGCUCACCACGCUGCGAGAGAAUGUAGCCUCAAUCACAGACGAUCCUGACGUUAUACUGGUGGGCAACAAGGUGGACUUGCACGACCUGCACGAUUCAUCUGAAGACAUGGUCGACCUUGCCGAGGUGCAGAAGUGGGCAGACGACAACGAUAUGACGUUUAUUCAAACAAGCGCACGCACCGGAUCCGGCGUCGAUGCAGCCUUUAACGCACUAAUUGAGAUCGUCAUGGCGUCGAUGGAGAAGCAGCUGCGCCGUAAGCUGUCCCUACCGGACCUGACGGCCGAGCAACAGUCGAGCAGUUGCCGGUGUUGAUGCGAUUCGUCUUCUCAGAAGCCAAUUGUGGAUAGUAACACUACCACAGACACCAGCCUAGACACACUGAACAGGAUUUAUGCUGGUGGACUGAGCGCUGUGUGCCAAAGGAUUCCACUCCUGCAAACGUGCAGUUGACGGUCGUGUGUAAUCUCGAUGUACGUCUGGCCAAGUUAUGCAUCCGGGCAUAUAAGGCCAAUACAGCGCCAGAGGCCAAUAUCUGAAACGUCUUGGGGAUGUUACUGCGCACAACCAAACACUGGUAGGUUGUUCCUGUGUGUGUGUGGUGUGUGUGGUGUGUGUGGGUGUGUGUGUGGUGUGUGUGUGUGGUGUGUGGUGUGCGUGUGUGUGUGUGCGUAUGUGUGUGUAUGUGUGCGUGUGUGUGUGUGUGUGUGUGUGUGUGUGUGUGUGUGUGUGUGUGUGUGUGUAUCUAUGCUACCAUGCGACACCUAGUCCAACAAUGUUUUCCGUACUGUCUUAUCUACUGUGUUCAGCCAUUGAGAGAUUGAUUGUAUUCGAUUAUUUUUUUAUCUUCAAAUUCUUUUUAACCCGAUCCACACACACACAGUUGUACAUGUUUUGAGCGCUGCUUGUGUGCUGUGUGUCCUCCUCACAUCUAUAAUUUAUCUUCUUCUUUUUUUUAUUUCUGUCACCAUUAGGUUUUUGUCAUCAUGUUAUUGUACAGACACAGACCUAAAGUUGUAGCUCCUGCACUGAUGUAGUCAGCUAGCAACACACCCAAGCAUAGACUUUGGGCCUUUUUUUAAUCAUUGUUAGUGUUUGUAGCUCUUUUAGUUUACCAAUUUGUUGGAACUGUCCUAGUUUCCUUAAUACCUAGAGAGAAGUAUAAAAUGAUCCGGUCUAGAUCUUUCCAAUGGAUUUACCGGAA
Messenger RNA from Sycon ciliatum, 2163 nucleotides. RefSeq names its product ras-related protein Rab-27B-like. Gene Ontology annotation, cellular component: trans-Golgi network transport vesicle; plasma membrane; dendritic spine. The transcript is spliced from 4 exons. Lineage: Eukaryota; Metazoa; Porifera; Calcarea; Leucosolenida; Sycettidae. The coding region runs from base 582 to 1274 and encodes 230 amino acids. Gene Ontology annotation, biological process: endocytic recycling; protein secretion; regulation of exocytosis. Gene Ontology annotation, molecular function: GTPase activity; GTP binding. The record is from RefSeq and is a predicted model, not a curated record.